UAAUCAUAAUUAAUGCUCCUGAACUACAGGAACAACAAUAGAGAGAAUGUUGUGCAUCUACUUGUCACGGGUUGCAUUACUAGCCUUGCUGGGCAUUGGUUGCCACUAUUUAUAAAACAUCAUAUCAGGCGGGCCUUGCUCUGUGUGUGUUUAGGCUGUCUGACUCCCCUCAGAACUUUCCAGCAAAGAAGAUUGAGAGUUCGCCAGUCAGUUGACACACUAAACUGGUUCCUGUGCUUAUCCACUCGGACCAAUCUGUAUUCUUAGGCUUUUUUUCGUCACUUGCCGUUCAUCUGGAUCCCUCUCUCUUGGUUGAAUACUCAUUCUCAUGAUAUCUAGUCUAUCUAAUUGCUAUUUUUUAGAUGAGUGGAAAACUUUUGCCCUUCACUCACCUUGGUGCUCAGCUGCCCGGGGGUGUUGUCGGUCUCCACGUCAUGCUGGCUACACACUUUGAUCCGCAAUGCCAUCCUCUGUGGCUGUUUUUCCCUGCAUCGUCUUGAGGAAGCUCUGGUUGCUAGGGCGACCAAGGAGGAUGGCCCCCAGUAGGAGCCGGGGAAGCCUUGGGCUGCCUUUCAGCUCGUCGCUGUGCGGCAUGCCUGCUGACCUGCUGCUGGCAAGGAGGAGGAGGAGCCAACUCUGCAGAGGAGCCUCUACCGGCCCAGUAUGGGUCCUGCCGUCCCGCUGCCCCACCAUGAGACAGAGCUCCAGCGUUAGAGCGCCUCUCUCCCUCUGCUGGCCACUGCGCAGCUCAGACUCGCUCUGCUCCAGUAGUAACACGAGCACAGUCGGCAAGAUGUCAUCCUCUUCCUCCACCUCCUCCUCCUCAUCCAACAAUGAUGGACAAGGGAAGCCUAAACCUAAAUCCCCGAUUCGCAAGAGGGGGAGCCUGCAGAGCACCACCAGCCCUGACCUGUGUGGUGCGUCUGGGCACAAGCCACUCAAGACCCAGAGAUCACUUCCAGGGACGCCUGUUUCUAUCACACACUACCCCAUCGACCUGCGAACAUCCAUGGAAGAAAAGUACAAAGAGAUUGCUGAGGAGCUGUUCACACGCAGCAUGGCAGACAGCGAGAUGCGGACCGCUCCUUAUGAGUUUCCGGAGGACAGCCCCAUCGAACAGCUGGAAGAGCGAAGGCACCGACUAGAGAGGCAAAUCAGCCAGGACAUCAAGCUUGAGCCAGAGAUCUUGCUCCGCGCCAAACAGGACUUCAUGAAAAUCGACAGUGCUGCAGACCUAGAGUCAUUGGAGCAAGAGAGUGUGGACACUGUUGAUGAUGGCUUUAAGGAGAGGAAAAUGCCAGUAGAGAGAGAGUACCAACGGGUCUCAAUAUCUGGAGAGGAAAAGUGUGGGGUGCCGUUCACUGACCUGGUAGAUGCUGCGAAGUGUGUGGUGAAGGCAUUAUUCAUCCGGGAGAAGUACAUAAAGCGAUCCAUGCAGUCCUUUUGUAACACCACAUCUCACGCCCUGCUGGAGCUCGGGAUGAAGCCUCUGGAUCUCUGGACGGACUAUGACGAUAUAGCAGAGACCCCUGUAGAUGCUGAUGCCCCCGUCCACCCACCUGUCUCAAAGACGCACCCCUAUGACCACGACCCCAAGAAUUUGCCAGCAGACACAGGAUAUGGUUGCAAGAUGAUUGGUGGAGUAGUCCACGUUUACGCCACGGAAACCAACAUGGACAAAAGCACAGAACUGGACCUGCCCUAUCCUGACCUGACGGAGUACAUCGGAGACAUGAAUGUUAUGAUGGCCCUCAUUAUCAAUGGCCCAGUGAAGUCUUUCUGCUACCGCCGCCUGCAGUACCUGAGCUCUAAAUUCCAGAUGCACAUCCUCCUGAAUGAGAUGAAGGAGCUGGCCGCUCAGAAGAAAGUUCCACACAGAGACUUCUACAACAUACGAAAGGUGGACACACACAUACAUGCAUCAUCCUGCAUGAAUCAGAAGCACCUGCUGCGAUUCAUCAAGAGAGCCAUGAAGAAAUACCCGGGGGAGAUCGUUCACAUCGAGCGCGGCCGUGGUCAGACCCUCAAGGAGGUGUUUGAGACCAUGAACCUGACGGCCUUUGACCUGAGCGUAGACACUCUUGACAUGCAUGCGGACCGCAACACGUUCCAUCGGUUUGACAAGUUCAACGCCAAAUACAACCCCAUCGGAGAAUCCAUCCUCAGAGAGAUCUUCAUCAAGACUGACAACCACAUUGAAGGAAAAUACUUUGCACACAUAGUCAAGGAGGUGAUGUUUGACUUGGAGGAGAGCAAGUACCAGAACUCUGAGCUACGCCUGUCCAUCUACGGUCGCAACCGGGACGAAUGGGACAAGCUGGCUCAGUGGGCCCUCAAACAUCGAGUGUACUCUGACAAUGUGCGCUGGCUCAUCCAGGUGCCUCGUCUUUUUGACGUGUACCGCACAAAGAAGCAGCUGGCUAAUUUCCAGGAGAUGUUGGAGAACAUCUUCCUGCCGCUGUUUGAAGUCACGAUCAACCCGCGUAGUCAUCCUGAGCUGCAUCUCUUCCUGGAGCAUGUGGUGGGCUUCGACAGCGUGGACGAUGAGUCCAAACCAGAGCACCACAUUUUCAAUCUUGACAGUCCUCUGCCAGACAACUGGACAGAAGAAGACAACCCUCCUUACUCCUACUACCUCUACUACACCUACGCCAACAUGACUGUGCUCAACCACCUGCGAAGGCGGAGAGGCUUUCACACGUUUGUGCUGCGACCUCACUGUGGGGAGGCCGGGCCGAUCCACCACCUGGUGUCAGGUUUCAUGUUGUCAGAGAACAUCUCCCACGGACUGCUGCUCAGAAAGGCCCCGGUGCUGCAGUAUCUGUACUACCUGGCUCAAAUUGGCAUCGCCAUGUCACCACUGAGUAACAACAGCCUGUUCCUCAGUUACCAUCGCAACCCGCUGCCAGAGUACCUGUCCAGAGGCCUCAUAGUCUCUCUGUCCACUGAUGAUCCUCUUCAGUUCCACUUCACUAAGGAGCCUCUGAUGGAGGAGUACAGCAUCGCUACUCAGGUGUGGAAACUAAGUUCCUGUGACAUGUGUGAGCUGGCAAGAAACAGUGUCCUCAUGAGUGGGUUUUCACACAAGGCCAAAAGCUACUGGUUGGGCCCCAGUUAUUCAAAGGAGGGUCCUGUGAGCAACGACAUCCGUCGCACCAACGUCCCUGACAUCCGCGUGGGGUACCGCAGCGAGACGCUCUCUGAGGAGCUUCAGCUCAUCACCCACGCCGUGCGCACUGUGGAGCUGGACACCAUCAAUGAGGAGGACUCUCUGUCCAUGGCCCCUAUCCCGGGACAACGCUGAAUCCACAAUCACCAGGACCUGUCCUGUAAAUCCCCAACCCCGUGGUCCACCCAGCAUGACACUGAAGAGACGUGGUGUGAGGGUAACUCUGUUGCAUCCUACAUACAGUAUAAACGCCACCAACCAUCACUAUAGAAGUAUGCCGCACACACAGCUACAGGGAUACAGUGCUGCCAGAGCACUUCAGCUUCUGCAUUCUUCAGUUUCUUGUGUUGGAGUCAUUUUUAGGUUGCAGGAAAGGAUUUUAAUUUUACAACUUCUGUUUCUUCUGGUCUCUGUGGCAUGUUGAGUCUCAGUCAGCAUAAUGAAGGUUAGCAGAGAUGACCACCACUAGUGUUUCUUGUGAAUGAAAAGCAGAGAAACACUCGCCAGAGACGAUUUAGGGCAAUGUUGUCUUUAUUUCUCACCUGUGAUUUAUUCCGUUAGUCAGCAAUAUGCUUUAAUUCACCGAAAACAUUACAUAGCAUGUAGUAUCUCUGUAGUAUCUGUGUACUACAGAAACACACACAACCAGCACAUUGAAACUUUCUGCACAGAAAAGCUGCUCUGAAACGUUGCUUAUCGUCCACUAUACAGUCGUGCUGCUUAACUGGACCUAGUUCAUCUAUCAUCUUCAUUAUACAAACCUAUAAUGAAGGAUCACGGAUGUAGUUUUAUUGAAAUAAUACAGGUGAAGGGUGGAGGUACCCACACAACACACUUUGACAGGUUUCAUGUUUUAAGCUACUAAAGCGCUGCUUACAGCUUGGAGAUAGAGAGAAGAGAGCUUAGCUUCUGUCUGCUUGUUGUUGUGGUUUCAGAUCAUUUACCGGUACUUGCCAAAUUGCACACAAGGAAUCGUUCUUCCGUGAUUUAAAUGAGCUCAGAAAGUAACAUAGAAAGAGAGAGAAACUCCACAGCCCUCGAGUGAGGAGAGAAGCAGACUUCCUGGCGGUCGACUGCAAACAUUCCACGAAGCAAACACUUGUCUUUAGCUGCAAAGGAAAUCCAGUAAAUGUAAAAUUGUC
Molecule: messenger RNA, 4311 nt
Organism: Sebastes umbrosus (honeycomb rockfish)
Lineage: Eukaryota; Metazoa; Chordata; Actinopteri; Perciformes; Sebastidae
Product: AMP deaminase 2-like
Exons: 18
Coding region: 461-3304 (947 amino acids)
Biological process (GO): IMP salvage; AMP metabolic process
Cellular component (GO): cytosol
Molecular function (GO): AMP deaminase activity
Source: RefSeq, a predicted model, not a curated record